Messenger RNA from Telopea speciosissima, 941 nucleotides. RefSeq lists its product as uncharacterized. The record is from RefSeq and is a predicted model, not a curated record. Lineage: Eukaryota; Viridiplantae; Streptophyta; Magnoliopsida; Proteales; Proteaceae. The transcript is spliced from 2 exons. Bases 368 to 868 code for a protein of 166 amino acids.
UUUUUUUUUUGUGAUAUGUGUUUGACACCCUUGUUGGGUUUGUUUUUGAGUAUUGGGAAGGAAGAUUUGGGUAGAGUGUGUACUCCCCAUCUUGUGUGUGUAUUUCUACAAUCUGUCUGACGACAGUGGACUUGGAGAAGUUUCAGCCAGUGCAUCGAGUAGUGUUCAUCUUACUCAGAUGGCUUUUGAGAACCCAAAUACUCAGAUUUCUAUUGUGAAGUUGGACAACAAAAAUUAUUUGGACUGGGCUCACUCUGUGAAGCUUUCCUUGCGGAGUAGGGGGAAGCUAGGGUAUUCAGGUACCAUUUGAGCUCCUAACCAAAGUGACCCAACAUAUCCCAAAUGGGAGGCUGAGAACUCCACUGUUAUGACUUGGCUAAUAUUCUCUAUGAAACCUGAGAUUGGAAGGAGGUUCAUGAGAAAGGAAACUGCCAAGGACAUUUGGGGUAGUAUCUCAACAACUUUCGACCGAGUGGGUGGCUUGGCUAAGGUAUAUCAACUUCUCCAGAAGGUUAUUACAAUGAAGCAAGGGGAUAGGACUAUUUCUGAGUAUUAUAAUACUGCCAUUGGUCUCUGGGAAGAAUAUGAUCAUUAUAGGGACCUCCAACUGUCCAAUUCAGAAGAUGAAGCUAAGGCUUACCGCACCCUUGAGAAGGAGCGUGCUCUUAUUUUACUUGGUGGCUUGAACCCGAAGUAUGAGCCAAUCCGGAUACAACUCUUGGGCCGGUCUCCUCUUCCAUCCUUUGAUGAGGUGUGUAGUUACUUGCAGAGUGAGGAGACUCGAAGAGUGACCAUGGAACUUGUGUCCUCCCUUGAGCGGUCUGCUCUUUCUUCUAGCUCCCACAGAGAUUGGCAUGGUGGCGAUUGAGGACAAGGGCCACCCCAUGGAGAUGACAGAGAUAAGACUCUGAUGUGAUCAUUGUGGGAAACCUAGACAUACU